Messenger RNA from Carya illinoinensis, 2586 nucleotides. RefSeq lists its product as uncharacterized. The record is from RefSeq and is a predicted model, not a curated record. The transcript has a single exon. NCBI's taxonomy places the organism in Eukaryota, Viridiplantae, Streptophyta, Magnoliopsida, Fagales, Juglandaceae. Bases 1 to 2586 code for a protein of 861 amino acids.
AUGGCUGAGGGAACCAGGCAAGCCCACAUGAAUGAAAUGCUAGCAGCUUUGAAAGGAGAGAACGAGAUCCUGCGGGAAGAGCAACAAAGACAGAAGGGUAUGUUAGAAGCAGUUCUACAACAGCUCAACAAUUUGGCUUCAACUUAUGAGCAAAUGGUGAUAAAGACAGGGAAAUCAAAUUUGGGAGAAGGUUCCUUCAAUACAAAGGUCAGUGCUAAUCCUUUAUUUGAGAAUAAUGGAGGGAUACAAGCUAGAUCUCUUAGGCUUGAAUUUCCUAGAUUUGAUGGAACUGAUUCUAUUCAAUGGGUUUUAAAAGCAAAUCAAUUCUUCUCUUACUAUGACAUCCCAGAUAACCAAAAGAUUCAAAUAGCCUUCUUCCAUAUGGAAGGAAAGGCCUUAUCUUGGUUUACAUGGCUUAAGGAAUCUAGUCCAAUAAACACUUGGGAUGAGUUUACUAGUGCUUUAGAAAUCAGAUUUGGACCCUCUGCUUAUGAGGAUCCCGUGGGGCAAUUUACUAAACUAAAGCAAUCUGGUACAGUAGAAGAAUAUCAAACCCAAUUUGAGGAAUUAUCCAACAAAAUUAAAGGAUUAACAGAAGAGUUUAGGAUAAGUACAUUUUUGAGUGGUUUGAGGGAAGAUCUCAGGAUAAUGGUAACCAUGUUUAAACCAAACACUUUACAUGCUGCCUUUGGUUUAGCUAAGCUACAAGAGGAGGAAGUAAUAAGGAGAAAUUCACCCUACAAACCGAGAAACAAUUUCCCUACCUACACCACCAACCAAACUCCUAAGCUAGCCCCCUCAGCACCUCUACUAAGACUACCACCACCACCACCACCCAAAAACAACAACAGCUACCAAAACACCAACCCUAGAUUUCCCAAAAACAACCGAAGGCCAACCAUUCUCAUCCAAAUAAUAUCCCCUAGUCAAAUGCAAGAGAGAAGAGCAAAAGGUCUUUGUUAUUAUUGUGAUGAGAGGUUCCAGCCAGGCCAUAAGUGCAAUAAACCCAAACUCUUUCUGUUAGAAGGGAUGAAGAUAGAGGAAAUUGAGGAUGAGGAGAUAGAUGAAUCCAUGGCUAUCCUUAAUUCAGAAGAACCCAAAGAGGGAGAGGAAGAAAAAGGGGAACUUUUAGGGAUUUCAUUGCAUGCCUUAGCAGGGGCUUAUGCUCCUAAGACCAUGAGAAUAGCGGGAGUCAUCAAUAAAAUUAGUGUGAUUACUCUCAUUGACACAGGGAGUACACAUAGUUUUAUUGAUCCAAAUGUAGCAAGGAAGGCUAAACUGAUUGUUGAGGAUACAAAACAAUUAGUCAAGUUGGCUGAUGGAUCAACCCAUCCUUGCCUUGGUUUCGGUAAGGCUGCCCCACUCCAACUACAAAGUCUAGAAGUUACUCAUAGUUUAUACUUACUAACUUUGGGAGGUUGUGAUGCUGUUUUAGGGCUGGAUUGGCUCAAAACAUUGGGAACUAUAGUGUGGAACUUUAAUGACCUAAUUAUGAGUUUUACACUAGGGAAUGACACUGCCAUCCUAAGAGGAAUACAACUACCCAGUAGAGUAGUUGAGGAGGCUGAGUAUGUGGAAACUCUAAAAGGGAAUUCUGCUAAGGGAGUUUGGGUUCAGUUUUUGGAAGGAAAAAAUUCAGAGGCUAAUGGGUCCAUACCAGUGGCUGUGCAAGGGAUUCUUGAUCAAUUUCAACCUGUUUUCGAGGAACCCAGUGGCUUACCCCCACCAAGGAGUCAUGACCAUAAGAUAACCCUUUUACCAGGUUCUAAACCUACUUGUGUAAGACCCUAUAGAUAUCCCUACUACCAAAAGGAAGAAAUUGAAAAGUUGGUAGUUCAGAUGUUAAGAGAAGGAAUUAUCAGGGGCAGCCAAAGCCCAUACUCGUCACCAGUUUUAUUGGUAAGGAAAGCUGAUGGAGGUUGGAGAAUGUGUGUGGAUUAUCGUGCUCUUAACAAAGACACUAUUAAAGAUAAAUACCCCAUACCCAACAUUGAUGAACUUUUAGAUGAAUUACAUGGGGCUCAAGUUUUUUCUAAGCUGGAUCUGCACUCUGGUUAUCACCAGAUUCGAAUGAACCCUGAAGAUAUUCCAAAAACAGCUUUCAGGACACAUGAGGGUCACUAUGAGUUCUUAGUUAUGUCCUUUGGAUUGACUAAUGCGCCUUCUACUUUUCAGGGGUUAAUGAAUCAAGUGUUUAGACCCUUUUUAAGAAAAUUUGUCUUGGUAUUUUUUGAUGACAUUCUGGUUUACAGUAAAAGUCUGCAGGAUCAUUUAGCACAUUUAAAAACUGUUUUAGAAGUUAUGAAAACUCAUCAGUUUUUUGCUAAGGCCUCAAAGUGUGUCUUCGGAAGCAAAGAAGUGGAGUACCUUGGGCACAUCAUUUCUAGUGAAGGUGUGAAGGCUGAUCCUCAGAAAAUUGCAGCCAUGCAGGAGUGGAAGGAACCUAAGAAUCUCAAGGCAUUAAGAGGAUUUUUAGGACUCACAGGGUAUUACAGAAAGUUUGUGCAAAAUUAUGGAAAGAUUCCUGCCCCUUUGACAGCCCUACUAAAAAAGGAUGCUUUUUGCUGGAAUGAAAAGGCUCAGUAA